Molecule: messenger RNA, 548 nt
Organism: Rhineura floridana
Lineage: Eukaryota; Metazoa; Chordata; Lepidosauria; Squamata; Rhineuridae
Gene: OARD1
Product: O-acyl-ADP-ribose deacylase 1
Biological process (GO): peptidyl-glutamate ADP-deribosylation
Source: RefSeq, a predicted model, not a curated record
UGCGUGUUUUGGGUGGCGGAUAUCGCCGCUUUCAUUUCUAGAUUCUUAUAUCUGAAGAAAUCCUGAAAAGUCCUCCAUACUAUCAUGGCUAGCGCCCGGUCGGCAAAAGAAGAAAGAAUCAGGUACAUACAGGGAGACCUUUUUACAUGUCCUGGAACAGACUCCUUGGCUCAUUGUAUCAGUGAGGAUUGUCGUGCUGGCAUAGCUGCCAUUUUUAAGAAGAAGUUUGGUGGUGUUCAGGAGCUCUUGAACCAGAAAAAGAAGACUGGGGAUGUGGCUGUUCUGAAGAGAGAGAAUCGAUAUGUGUACUAUCUGAUUACAAAGAACAAAUACUUUCAUAAGCCUACCUAUGACAAUCUACGGAAGAGCUUGGAAGCGAUGAAAAUCCAUUGCCUUAACAAUGCUGUAACUUGUAUUUCUAUGCCGAAGAUUGGGUGUGGACUUGACCGCCUGAAUUGGAGUAAAGUUUCAACAAUGCUUGAUGAAGUAUUUGAGGAUACAGAUGUUAGCAUUACAGUUUAUACCCUUUAAUUUAUUAUCCUUUUGUA